AUGUGUCAAAAAUGUGGUUGUUCAUGGAAAAAACAUCAACAUAUAACUUAUGAAUAUGUAACAAAAUUAACUCGUCUUAAUGAAUCAUCUUCAUUAAGUGAUAUUAAUCAAAGACUUAGUGAUUUACGUUUUGAAAAAGCUGAAAUUGAAAAUGUUUAUAAAAAACUUGCAAAAUUCCUUCAUGCAAAUUCAAUUCUUCCAUUAAAUGACGAUAUUCUAGAAUAUCUUAAACAUUUUAUACAAGAAGAGCAAAUGAAAAGAAAUUCCGGAGACCAAAAUAAUGAUAUUAUUCAUAAUCUUGAACAAAUAAUGAAAAACUAUGAAGAGGAUAUCAAUCUCUUUAAGGAAGCAAUUAAAAAUGAUAAAGAUCCAUCAAAUCGCAAAGAUGUACUUAAACCUAAUGAAAUAUUUUCUUUAGUUGGCACUCUUUAUCGAUUACCUAUUAAUGGAAGCCAAAUUCGUGAACAAGUCAAUGGAUUAAAAUUAACUCAAGAGAAUUUAUCAACUAAACGAGAAAUUAUUGUUCGGUUACCAGCUAAAGCCAAUUCAUCGAAAGUUAUGCUUCAAUUCCAACAGAUUAUUUCAUCAAACUAA
Molecule: messenger RNA, 594 nt
Organism: Rotaria sp. Silwood2
Lineage: Eukaryota; Metazoa; Rotifera; Eurotatoria; Philodinida; Philodinidae
Source: the annotation of a GenBank genome assembly